GACCCAACCUUGCAGGCUGGCCUCCUGGGCACUGGCCCGUGAGUUUCCAGCAGGUGCUUCCUCCCCAAACGCUUCCAUGGGGCCAAGGCAAGAGCCACAAAGGUGUCGAUGGGACCGUUCCCCAACCGACGCCGCAAACUCUAGAAAGUUCAGGAUGGUGGUGGCCAGGAAGCAGGCCUGCGAUGGCUCCACCCCUGGGAGGGCGCAGGAGGGUGCUGGCCCAGCCCUGAGUGGGCCCCAGGAGCUGUGGCAGCACAAAGGAGACAGAGCCCAGCACGUCUACACCAUGUCCUGGACUCCUGUCCUGCUGGCACUCCUCGCCCACUGCAUAGGCUGUGGCUCUCAGCCGGUGCUGAGCCAGCCGCCAUCCAUGUCCUCGUCCCUCGGAACCACAAUCCGCCUGCCUUGCACCUUGAGCAGAGACCAUGAUGUCGGCAUUUAUAACAUCUACUGGUACCAGCAGAGGCCCGGCCACCCUCCCAGAUUCCUGUUGAGAUAUUUCUCCCGCUCAGACAACAACCAGGGCUCCAAGAUUCCCCCUCGCUUCUCCGGAUCCAAAGAUCUGGCCAAGAACACGGGGUAUUUGAGCAUCUCUGAGCUGCAGCCUGAGGACGAGGCUGUGUAUUUCUGCGCUGUGGGGGCCCAGGGCAUGGAGAAGGUGAGGGAGAUGAGGAGAGAAGAAAAGGAGCCUGCUCCUCCAGGGUCCCAGGCUCCCCAGGACACACUUACCGUGAACUAAAGACAGCCGGGCAUGCGUCCUCAGGGAGAGGCGGGUGCGGACAUGGAGGGCUCGGGCCAUGAGCUUCACAGGGCUGAGGAGAAGAGUCCCCGCUCAGCUUCUUCUUGUCUGGCAGCAUUGCUUAGGCUCCCCCUCACCUCUGAAGGCCGGAUCGGGGGAUUAAAGUUGCUUGUGUCUUGGGCA
Ailuropoda melanoleuca (giant panda) is the source of this 922-nucleotide messenger RNA. RefSeq names its product immunoglobulin iota chain. The transcript has 2 exons. Bases 77 to 739 code for a protein of 220 amino acids. NCBI's taxonomy places the organism in Eukaryota, Metazoa, Chordata, Mammalia, Carnivora, Ursidae. The record is from RefSeq and is a predicted model, not a curated record.